AUGUUUCUGUAUGAUAAUGAUGAGGAAAUUAUCCCGCUGCCAAUGGCAGAGGACAACAACACACCCCCUCCGCCAGGCCUAAAAGCAGCGAUGGAGAAGAGUGGAUACCCUAACGAGACGGUAAGCCAGCAACAGUCGAUGUCUCUCUUCAUGGAACGUCCAAAGAGCUCCGUUAUCGAUGUGACAGCUUUUUGCUUUGCAAAGCCCUCUGGAAGGAACUUCUCAACGCAGCAUUCACCCCAUAGCGAUACGGGUCAUCAAAAUACACCGAGAAAAUGCUCCCCUAUUGCAACACAAGUACAAAGUGUACGAUGGUUAGAUAAGCAAGCCAACUCUAACGGAUUGCGCAUUUCAAAGCGUCGUCGUAUGCAUCCUCGAAAGUUUACCACCCUCAAGCCCUCAGCGCCUCGUCCCGUUGAUCAUGAGGAUUCGCAGUUGACAGAAGAUGACCUUUUCCAAAUUCUGAUAAUGCGGAUCCGGCAACGUGAAGAGGAUAAUGCUGCCGCGGCAAAUUUGCGUAAGCAAUUGGAAGCUACUGCUUCACAGCUAACGGAGGAGAACGAAGCUUUGAGGGCGGAGCUCGAGGCUUACGGCACUCAGCUACGGAAGAAAACAUUCGAGUCAAAGACAUACAAAGCACAGAUGAACACCUGGAAGACGAAGCUUGGAAAGUUCAAACACGUUCUUAAUGCCUUGGGAACCGAUUAUCAGAAUCUCCUAGGGGAGUCUAUCCAUCUCAAAGCAACCAGGAGUGCUUUGGACAAGGAGGGUAAGGAAAUAAGGAGCAGUAUUGACGACAUCCAAGCACAAAUCUCCCAAGCUACUGCCAGCGUUGGCGAGAAGAAGAAUCAUAUGUUGGAGUCCGUAACCAUUAUCAAUACACUGAGAAACGACCUGAAGCAUUCCGAUGAAAAGGCUAGGUCAAUCAAAAACCAACUGCACGAGGAAAAGAAAAGGAUUAUGACGCUUGAGUCAUAUAUCCAAUAUCACUCUCUUGCUCAAGAGAAACAGCUGGGGCUUAUUAGGGCCGACCACCUUGGAAUCAACCAAAAAAUGGAAUCCGCAAUUGAGACAAUGGCAAAGCUGUGGGAGUUCUCCCAAACUUCCAUCCGGUCCAUCAUGAGUCCGACAAUGGACAAGUGCUUACUCGCCAUCAACGCUUUGACUGAAAAAGAAUCAGUGGACAACGUGGAGAUCCAGAAAUUUGCGGAUACCAUCAAUGGAUUCAUAUCACGAAUGGAUGCGGUCGUACUACAAUUGGCUAAGGAUUUUGAGCGAAAUUCCGAAGCAAAGGACAGCGUCAAAACGUUUUUUAAAGAACAGCUCCAGAGCAUGGAGAGUCGAUUUGGCGCCGACUGUGACCUUUACAAGCAGUUUUAUGCGAUCAAGGAAGCAUGCGAAAGCCUCCACGAGAAGCUUAAAAUAAUGGGACCAGACGUUUGCACUCUCAAUGCAAAGAUUCUAGGGGUUGAAGAGAAAGAAAGCGGCCUGGUGCGACAGAUCGAAGAGCUCAAACGAAGUUUAACCGGAGCUCGCGAUCUCAUGAAGCAAUCUCCCACAAUCCCUGAAAAGGAAAAUUGUUCAGCGACGGCGGAAAUCAUGUCUCAACUGGAGAAGGUUUCCGAAGAACUUAGAGUGGCCCAGGAGACCCUUCAGACCAAAGAUACAGAGAACGAGUAUGUGAAGCAUUCGUUGCUGGAGACUACUGAAGCAUUCCAGGAGGCAGAAAGGAGAGCGGCAUCAUAUGAAGCCAAACUUGAAACACUGCAGCAACAGGCUCAAUCGGUCGAAAGCAAAAUUCGGGAAGAAUUGAGCAGGGCAAGCGUCAUAGCUCGGGAUCAAAACAGAGCAAAAUUUGAACAACGGCUGCACGGAAUUUUGAAGGAGAAGGAAACAAUCGAGAAAGACUUAGAAAAGACAAAAGAGCUUCUAGCCACAGCUCAGCAAGCGCAGCUCCAAACCGAUGCUUUGACGGAUCAGCACCAGAAGGAGCUGGAAUCUCUAGUAAGCCUUUUGGCUGAGCAAGAAGUCAAUACUGUCCGAAAUAGCACUAAUGAAAGCGAUUCCAAAUUAGCAGCACAAGAGACCGAGUUGACGAGACUUCGUGAGCUAGAGAAUUUUUAUACGAGCCAAAAAAAUUUGCUGCGACAGGAAAUCGAUGAAGCUAACCAAAAGAUAACAACUCUUGAAGCUGAAGCCGCCCUGAGUAAAGUCGAUCAGUUGGCCUUGCGAGAGUUCGAGAAGAAAUUUGAUGAACUCCAAUCUGAGCUCUCACGCAAAGAAGAAGAGCGUCUGUCUAUUCAGAAAGACUUGACGGCUGCUGAUACAGCGAAGUCGGCCCUCGAGUCCGGUAAAGCGAAGGCGAAGCGAGAGAUUCACGCGCUCCUUCUGAGAGUUCAGGACUCGGAACGAUGGGUGAAAGCUAUCAAAGAAAAGCUGGAAAACUACGGCAUUUCAACAUCGACAGAAUCAUUUCCAGAGACUUGGAGUAAGCUGGAGAUGUUGCUGCAAUCGGCUAUCUCCAGUGGUUUCCCGGAUGGUAGUUCGAAUAUCUCUUUGCAACAAGUCAACUGCACGCCCGCUGUUGCUUCGACGCCUUGUAAGGGGGGUGAAAGUCCAGCACAGGAAUUUUUUCAGGCUACUGAGGUGAUAUAUCGAACCCGUAAUAUCCCAAAAAGCACGUGUUGCUCUCCAGUGGGCCGUGACUCUUUUCAGUCUGGAGGAGGUAAUGGUACGAUCGAGACUGUGCCAGACUCGCAGAUGUCGACUAAUAUAGUUCCAUUUUCGAGCUUCCAGGCGCAAUUAUCGCCUAUGCAUUGUUCGCCCAACCACGAUGACCAUGAUGCAUGUGACUUGGCAGAUAUUCUGACACAGAUUUCUCAAAGAGAGCACCAUGGAAAGGAAUGUAGCGAUCCCGCCAACGAUCGAAGCGGACGGUCGUCUAGUUCAACCACAGAGAAAGGCGCAAAUUCAUUGUCUCCUUGGAAGCGCAUGGAAACGAACAAUGGUAACCCAAAGACCUCAGAAGUUCGAACGCCAGUAACCGGUCCGAAGUUCAGGAACAGCACUAACGAUGCCCGGGGUAUCAAUAAUGGAGACAAACAGAAGGCUGUCACUUUCGAAGACCAGAAAAUUGCGAACACCGGAUCCAAACGUCGAACGCCAGAGUCUUCACAUCGAGAGAUCCCGGAUAGACCCACUAAAAAUUUCGAGAGACGACCAGUACGUCAGAACCGGCGUACGUAUAGCAGACAUCGGCGGACGUCCCCGGCGCGAGAGCAAGGCGGACCAGAGGAUAUGCAUGCUGAUGGGGAGCUCCCAUACAACGGAAACAAGAGAGCGCGAGUGUCUCCGGUGUCGAGUUAUCCUAGGCAGAAACAGACGCAAGGUGCUCGCGAGCCGGUCGAGCGCAGACUAAGUCCUGCAAGCCUGGCUUCUGGAAGCAGCAGACAGAAUACUGCGAAUGAAGAUCCUGCCAAUAAACGGUGGACGGGACGAAAUCAGAAGCGACCUGGACGCAAGACGCGAGGUAAGCUAUAG
Messenger RNA from Aspergillus ruber CBS 135680, 3540 nucleotides. RefSeq lists its product as uncharacterized. Lineage: Eukaryota; Fungi; Ascomycota; Eurotiomycetes; Eurotiales; Aspergillaceae. The record is from RefSeq and is a predicted model, not a curated record. Bases 1 to 3540 code for a protein of 1179 amino acids. The transcript is spliced from 6 exons.